AUGUCGCCGUACGCGCCAGUGACGUACCACCACCAGUUGUGUCGGCAGCGGAGGUACCAACAGACGUUCUUCGAGUCGGCGUCCUCCGGUAGAUGGCCAAGUGCGACCCCCGCCGCGUACAUCAUGGCGUGGCCCCUGUACCUAGGGGACGUGGAGCCCAAGGACGUGGACGCUGCCAUGGCGACGAUCAAGACCAAGCGAUCGAUGCAGGUUGUCGUCUGGUAUUCCACGGGAUUCAGAUGCGGGGCCAACUACCAUCCUGGCGACUAG
Molecule: messenger RNA, 270 nt
Organism: Aphanomyces astaci
Lineage: Eukaryota; Oomycota; Saprolegniomycetes; Saprolegniales; Verrucalvaceae
Exons: 1
Coding region: 1-270 (89 amino acids)
Biological process (GO): microtubule-based process
Cellular component (GO): microtubule
Molecular function (GO): GTP binding; structural constituent of cytoskeleton
Source: RefSeq, a predicted model, not a curated record